Messenger RNA from Chelonoidis abingdonii (Abingdon island giant tortoise), 1628 nucleotides. NCBI's taxonomy places the organism in Eukaryota, Metazoa, Chordata, Testudines, Testudinidae. The record is from RefSeq and is a predicted model, not a curated record.
CGCUGCCUGCCGCAGUUAUGGAACCGAGCGCGGACUUGGCCUUGCUGAUUGCUUUGGUUGUCAUUGCUGCGACAGCCUUGCUGGUAGUUUGCAAGACUAGGAGAUCCCAGAGGAAGAGUGAUCCCAUUACAUUACAGGAUCCACACACUAAGUAUCCAUUGCCAUUGAUAAAGAAAGAGGAGAUCAGUCAUGAUACCAAGAAAUUCAGGUUUGGGCUUCCGUCGCCGGAUCACGUAUUAGGGCUACCUAUAGGACAGCAUGUUUACCUCUCUUCCAAAAUCAAUGGUAAUCUUGUCAUCCGGGCCUACACUCCAGUUUCCAGUGACGAAGUAAAAGGUUAUGUUGACUUAAUUAUAAAGGUCUACUACAAAAAUGUCAAUCCCAAAUUCCCUGAAGGCGGGAAGAUGUCCCAGUACUUAAACAGCAUGACUGUUGGGGAUACCAUUGACUUCAGAGGGCCAAAUGGGCUCCUUGUAUACAAGGGGACAGGUAACUUUGCUAUCAAGCCUGACAAGAAGUCUGAAGCACACAGGAAGUUUGUAAAGCAUCUUGGGAUGAUAGCUGGAGGAACAGGAAUAACUCCGAUGUUGCAGCUGAUCCAUCACAUCACAAAGGAUCCUAAUGAUGAUACAAAGUGUUACCUCCUUUUUGCUAAUCAGACUGAAAAAGACAUAUUACUGAGAGCAGAGCUAGAAGAGGUAGCCAAAAAUCACCCUGAUCAAUUUAAAGUGCAGUAUACAUUGGACAGACCUCCUCAUGUCUCAAACUGCAAAGAUGAGAUUGUGGGAUUUCCUGCUGUGAGCAAAUUUCUCAUUGCAGAGAGAGCACAGUAAGGAUCAGCAUGCUCUCUGCUGGCCUAAGAACACACCCACCUGCUAGGGCUUCAGGAAGGGUGAAAGGUGAUCUGUCCUUUCUCUUCAUCCCAGUAGUAUAAUCAGGAUAGAGAAAGCGGAGACAAGGAGAGUUGCAGAGGAAGAAAGAAUGAGGGAUGAAGUUCCUUCUUCCUCCUUAAGGAGUCUCAAUCCUAAAGCCAAUCCUAUCUCUAAAUCAGACUGCAGCUUUUUCAGCAAUGGUUCAGUGAACAACUGUCUGCACCAGUGUCUGUCAGAUCCCAAGAUAGCAUCUGCUGCACCAUGAAUCAUAUAGCAUGAUAGAAAGUCACUGGAAUUGUCAAAGUAUCAUCCUCGCCACUAUCAUUUAAUAUGAAGAGGACCUUUAUUCUGUGACAGAGGCAUGGUCUACUUAUGUUGUUGCUAUAUUGCAAGUUAAUUAUAAAAGUACAAAAUUAUAAAACCGAUAAUUUAGCAGGUGACGGUGCAUAAAUCCACUGUAUAAAAGUAAUCAUAAAUCUGUAAAGAAAUCUUUUACUAGUCUUAAUCAUUGGCCAAUUUUACCCUCUCUGGAUGUUGAGGAAUAAUUUUGCAUAGCUUUUCUUAAUGCCCAUGUAAAAAUACCUAGCACAGUGUUUUUUUUGUUGUUGUUUUUUACAUGUAAAGUGUUGCUUCAUAAACCUCAUAUACAUUUUACACUUCUCAGUGGCAGAAAAACCUAAGCCAUUUUCUGCAUAUAGCACCCAGCUUUCAUCAGCCAGUUCUCUGGAUACAUGUGAGGUAUAACAAUGUUCAUCA